GUUGCCUCCCUUUAAUUACUCUCGCGUACUGGUGGCUGACAAAUCAUCAAAUGAUGCAGAGAAGAUUUGUAUUUUUUUGGUAAAUUCCUCAACGAUGACAACAAAAGCGCCAUUUGAGAGUUCCUGAAUACUAAAAGCCGGGACAUUUGGAACUUCAAGCAGACCUUCUAAAUUUUUCUUCAUGAGAUGAUCAUUUCCCACAAUGUCUGACCCAGCAUCUGGAGAUCAUAGCUCACCUCUACCUGUACCUAAGGGUAGUUACACAUUUAACUUUGAAGACUUUGAUGAAGGUUCAAAUCCUUUUCAAUCCAAAACCAAACUUGGACAAUCCCCUCCUGUUAAUGACCCAUUUAAGCCUCGUAAGAAGAUUGCAAACUCUCCACCUCGAUCAGAUGGAUUUGAUGGUAAUGAGGAAGAAAUCAAUCCCUUUAAGUCCAAAUCAACGAUGGCUCGUUCACCUCCUCGAUCUCCUGUGUUUGAGAACAAUAAUGAUGUGAAGAUAGCAGAUGAUAUGCUACUGAACGUGGAGAAAGCUAACCUUGAUGCUAACGUGUCGAACGGUUCCCUGGAGGAUGAAUGGUGUGAUGCUGAAGAAGGCAGUGUGGAACAGGAAGAUAGUUCCGAAAUGUUGGACACGAUUCCAAAAAGUGCAUCCAUUGAUCCCCUUAGCACUUCAGGGGAGUUUGUGAGUGCAUGUGAUGACCCACUGAAUCUCCUUGUCCACACUGAGGAAGGGCUCGGCAGCCCAGGUGAGGAAGAUAUACCUACUGGGGAUGAACCAGCUGGUGCUUCAGACAUGUUAGGUCAAGAUGUUCCUGAACAGGAGCCAGAGUCUGUUGAAGGAGCUGCAGAUGUAGCUCCUGUAGAUUUGGAUCCACCUGCAGAUGUAAUGAUCCCGCCCAAGAAAGUGUUUGAUGAUGCAACAGAAGUACCAGAUGAGGAAGUCAGUCCUGAAGAACCACCACAGACAACAGCCAAUACUGAUGAACCUGACACAGGUGUCCAAUCUCAGUCUUCUGCAAAUCCUGAAGAAGCUGUUGCUGCAUCUUGUCCUCAGGAACUUGCCAAUACUGAUGAGGAUGUUGUGCCCCAGUCUCUGAUGCCUGCAGGUACUGAUGAGCCUGUUGCUGUUUCACCAUCUCAGUCGCCUGCCAGCCCUGAUGACCAGGAUGCUGUUCCCCUAUCUCCGAUGCAGUCAUUUAUUGGAGAGAAAGAAGAUGCAGUUUUAGAUCAGGCACCUGUUGAGAAAAGUUCAGAAACAUCUGUGGUGAAUGACCCUGAACAGGAGGAAGAGGCAGGACUAGCAGACAGUGAAGGGGUUGAGGAGAAGACCGAGAAGAAGAAAAAAGUGAAGAAGAAGGAGAAAGGGAAGAAACUGGAGGAAGUAAAGGCGGAUGUGGAGGGGCAUCGAGAUGCGAGUGCAGAGAAGGAGAGGAGUCAGUCGGAAGUGAAGGAGGAGGAUGAGUCGACCGCCUCCACUAUCCCGACAGAGGCACCUCCCCAGGACAGCUCCACCACCUCACACGAGUCCUCCUCCCCCUCCUCAUCCCCCAAGAAAAAGCCAGGAGUGAAGAAGACAUUGAAAAAGCCGAAAUCAAGACUGAAGCCACCUCAAAACUUUGGUGUUCAGAAUACCGGAGACGAUGUUGAGAUCUUUGCUCCAGCAAUGAAAGCAGCUUACACUACUGAACCAGCGACUGACUCACCUUCUGAUCCACCGCCAGCCAAUCAGCUGCCUGUAGAGGAGGAUCUGCAGUCACAUGACAAAGAAGUAGCCAAACAGCUGCCUGUUGUGCAGGGUCUGAAGUCACAUGACAAAGAAGCAGCCAAUCAGAUGGCUGAUAGCCUGGAGAUGGUCCAUGACUUUGGUGCAGGGGAAGAUGGGGAGAUGCCGGAGUGUGACAAUGAAGGCUUUGUUCCUGCAUCUGAUGUGUUUAGUGACAAGGCAACCUGGGAAAUGCUGGAUAAGUUUGGCGGAGAUGCGUGUAAAGAGUCGGAUCUGGGCCGUGAGUCUCUGUUUGUCAAGUUUGAUCCUCUUGUGCAGGGAGCUGCUGGGCCAGAGCAAGAGAAGUGUCGAGGGCCAGAAGGAGCGGAGGAGGAGUCGGCUGCAGGGAAUGAGGAUGAUCUUAUGUCCUUGAAUACUCCCCCUGCAUCAGGGAAGACUGGCAACAGACACGUGAAGAAACACCCCGCGGCCCGUGUGUUGGCGGAACAGUUGGACGGAGCGGCAGGGGAGACCACUCACACCAACAAUGUAGACAACAUCCUCAAGUGUAGUCCGGGGAAGUUUGGUUUUGGAACGAGAGUGCCCGAGCUUCAGUUCCACGAUGCAUCCUCACUCCCCGUUGCCAUGGGUGACUCAUGGGUGGAGCAGAUCCACAACUACACAGAAAUAGAGGACUCAAACCCGGGACUGUCCCAAGAUUCUCUAGACGCCUUCCCAUGGUGCCACGCUGAUGAAGCAGAUGCAGGCGAUUUGCUGCCUCACAGCGGGGACACACAAAUGAAUCUAGAUAAUGAUAGUGACAGCGGGUUAGCGGACAUGAACCAGUCCAUGGGGGACUCCACCAAGGAGGCCGUGGUCCAGCUGGUGCAGGGCAAAACUGAGAGUGUCCAGGUGCUGAAGUACUCGCAGACCGACUGGAACAAGAUGAAGCAGGACCUGGAGUUGAGUUUCCAGGCCCAGCUGCUGCAGAAGGAGAAGGAGUGGAGCAAGAAGCUGGGCGACCGAGAAAAGAAGAUGGGCUACGUCGAGGAGAAUAACCGUGGACUCAAGCAGACCAAUGAGGAGAUGAAAGCAAUUGUUUCUGAAUUUGAAAAGACAAUUUCCCAACUGCAAGCGGAGAAGGAGAAGACGUGCAACGCGUCCCAGCAGUCGCUGCAGGACAUCGUUCGGGAGAAGGAGCAGGUGCUUGAUGACCUUCACUCCGUGGAGACGGCCUUCUCCAACCUGCAUCAGCGCUACGAGAAGACGAAAGGGGUUGUGGAGGGAUUCAAACAGAAUGAAGAGGUUUUGAAAAAGUGUGUGUCAGAUUAUCAAGCGAAGUUGAAAAAGUCAGAACAAAAGUUACAGUUGUUAAAACAGCAAGCUGAAGAGAAGUUGGACCAUGCUAACGUGGAGAUCGAGAAGGAAAGGAAAGGCCACAUGUCGGAGAUGGCGCGGCUACAGGCCGGUCUCAAGAAGGCCGAACUGCAGAUAUCAAGUCUGGAAAAGAGCUUAGAACAAAAGGUGAAGGAAAAUCAGGAAUUGACAGCAAUUUGUGAUGAGCUGAUAUCCAAAGUUGGUGUCGAGUAGCUGUGUCCAUGACGUCUCAGAGAGAGAUGUAAUCAAACCACAGGGUGCUGCUGUAUGGAGGAGGGCUGUCAUGUCACACAUAGAUCACACACUGUUGGAAGUACUUAAUCACUCAGUCAGUCAUAUAUAGUCUGGAAUCUACACCAAAGGAGUUCAUUAUCAUCCUCUUCAGCCAUAUCUACUUUGGACCUGCUCCAUGUGGAGGUGAAACAUUGUGUGGAGUGUGUCUACAUGGAGGUGUUGCAUGAGAAGACAGUGUGGACGUUUCAGACAUGUCCAGCCAAGAGUUUGUGUGUCACAUCAUAUGGUGUGUCUGGUUCUUCAGGAACAUCCCAGUAUGUAUCUGCUUUUCUACCCAAUAUGGCCUAGAGGCUUGGAUGUUCGAACAGAUACGUUGUGUAGAAUUUUAAACCAGAAUGGUUUGCCACUGAACAUCCCCCUAGUGGAGUCAUCAUUGCAUUUUAUGGAAAGUUCAUAAAAAUUAUAAGGCAAUUAUAUGAAUUACUGCUUACCCAGGAUGGGACAUAGAUGGGCAGCUAUGGACUUGCUUGCACUGUAGGAGAGAUGGUGGGUGAGAAGUGUGGCAGACAGACAAGUCUCACAUGGUGGGAUCAGCUAUUGUCUUGCUUGCACUGUAGGAGAGAUGCUUGGUGAGAAGUGUGGCAGACAGACAAGUCUCACAUGGUGGGAUCAGCUGUGGUCUUGCUUGUACUGUAGGAGUGGUGCUUGGUGAGAAGUGUGGCAGACAGACAAGUGUCACAUGGUGGGAUCAGCUAUUGUCUUGCUUGCACUGUAGGAGCGGUGCUUGGUGAGAAGUGUGGCAGACAGAAAACAAGUCUCACAUGGUGGGAUCAGUUAUGGUCUUGCUUGCACUGUAGGAGUGGUGCUUGGUGAGAAGUGUGGCAUGUUGGAAUCAUCUGUGGUGUUCUACUUCAUCGUUGACUUGAACAGUUGGGUAGCCUUGUGGUUAAAGUGUGCAUUCAUCAUGCUGAGUUUGAUUCCCAACAUGGGUCCUGGUGAUACUGCUGGACUAUUGCUAAAAGCUGUGUGAAUCCAUUCUCCCUCACAGAACCUGCCAUCACUGACUGGAUGUGUCUCCAAGUAGGAUUCUCCUGAAGUGUGUCUUGUACUCUGUCAUCACUGACUGGAUGUGUCUCCAAGUAGGAUUCUCCUGAGAUGUGUCUUGUACUCUGCCAUUACUGACUAGAUGUGUCUCCAAGUAGGAUUCUCCUGAGAUGUGUCUUGUACUCUGCCAUUACUGACUGGAUGUGUCUCCAAGUAGGAUUCUCCUGAGAUGUGUCUUGUACUCUGCCAUCACUGACUGGAUGUGUCUCCAAGUAGGAUUCUCCUGAGAUGUGUCUUGUACUCUGCCAUUACUGACUGGAUGUGUCUCCAAGUAGGAUUCUCCUGAGAUGUGUCUUGUACUCUGCCAUUACUGACUGGAUGUGUCUCCAAGUAGGAUUCUCCUGAGAUGUGUCUUGUACUCUGCCAUCACUGACUGGAUGUGUCUCCAAGUAGGAUUCUCCUGAGAUGUGUCUUGUACUCUGUCAUCACUGACUGGAUGUGUCUCCAAGUAGGAUUCUCCUGAGAUGUGUCUUGUACUCUGCCAUCACUGACUGGAUGUGUCUCCAAGUAGGAUUCUCCUGAGAUGUCUUGUACUCUGCCAUCACUGACUGGAUGUGUCUCCAAGUAGGAUUCUCCUGAGAUGUGUCUUGUACUCUGCCAUCACUGACUGGAUGUGUCUCCAAGUAGGAUUCUCCUGAGGUGUGUCUUGUACUCUGUCAUCACUGACUAGAUGUGUCUCCAAGUAGGAUUCUCCUGAGAUGUGUCUUGAACUCUGCCAUCACUGACUGGAUGUGUCUCCAAGUAGGAUUCUCCUGAGAUGUGUCUUGUACUCUGUCAUCACUGACUGGAUAUGUCUCCAAGUAGGAUUCUCCUGAGGUGUGUCUUGUACUCUGCCAUCACUGACUGGAUGUGUCUCCAAGAAGGAUUCUCCUGAGAUGUGUCUUGUACUCUGCCAUCACUGACUGGAUAUGUCUCCAAGUAGGAUUCUCCUGAGGUGUGUCUUGUACUCUGUCAUCACUGACUGGAUGUAUCUCCAAGUAGGAUUCUCCUGAGAUGUGUCUUGUACUCUGCCAUCACUGACUGGAUGUGUCUCCAAGUAUGUUUCUCCUGAGAUGUAUCUUGUACUCUGUCAUCACUGACUGGAUAUGUCUCCAAGCAUAUUUCUCCUGAGGUGUGUCUUGUGACUGGCCAGUUGAUAAUGCUGAAAUGAUCUUGGUGUGGAAGACUCUGUGUGGAUCAUAUCAAGGAAUUAAUGGUUGAGUCUCUCUCCUUGGUCCAACUCUGACAUCAACACAAGCAGCAGCUUCAGGACUCCCAGUCUUGUCAUCAUUAGUUGGUCUGUGUGUGAGGGACUCAGAAUCCUGGGUGGAUAAUGCCCUUGUGAUGUGACUUGGAAUGACCAUUUUCACCAUGUACAUGUGACCGUAACUUCUAGGUUUCCUCAAGUGUGUGUUCCUUUGGUUUGAUUACUUGUGGAAAUUUUCAGGAUCGGUUGACAAUGUGUGUAUUCCUCUCAAGAGUAACAGUGUUGGACUUAAUCAGGGAGUUAGGGAGUGGAGAUGCUCCUGAGGACCACAGUUUCUAUCACAACGGUGUCAUGUGAGCCCGUUAUGUUCAAUGAGUGUCUGUUCCAUCAACCAAGUUGUAUCAUGUAUCAUAUACCAUGUACCUGUGUACCAUAGGAAUGGAUGUGGGUUGUAUCGGGCUCCAUCAGACACUGGAGCCAGUAUCAUAACAAGGUUGUACCAUGUGUAGCGUGUACACUUGAUCAUAAUUACCAUAUGUCAUGUAACAAGUUGAUUGGCAGACACUGGUGCCAGCACUUUCGCAAGGUUGUAUCAUGUGGAAUGAAUGUAUGCAUUGUGAGUUAGCAACAGACAUAGGGACCAUGACAAGCUUGUUCCAGUGUACCAUGUGAAGUAUAUGGUACAAGCAAUGAGACGGCUUCACAUCAGCUUGAUAGAGUUUGUUGCAGCAGGGGGGUCAAUAUACAUCCACUGGGUGGUCAAGACACCUUGAUGCAUGGCAUUGCUCUGUAUGUAUAUACAGAUCUCAAGACACCUACAUGUGUUGCAUUGCUCCUUAUAGAGGUUAUCAAGAUGCCUGGAUGGGUGGCAUUGCUCCUUAUAGAGGUUAUCAAGACACCUACAUGUGUUGCAUUGCUCCUUAUAGAGGUUAUUAAGAUGCCUGGAUGGGUGGCAUUGCUCCUUAAAGAGGUUAUCAAGACACCUACAUGUGUUGCAUUGCUCCUUACAUAGGUUAUCAAGAUGCCUGGAUGGGUGGCAUUGCUCCUUAUAGAGGUUAUCAAGACACCUACAUGUGUUGCAUUUUGGGUGGCAUUGCUCCUUAUAGAGGUUAUCAAGAUACCUACAUGUGUGGCAUUGCUCCUUAAAGAGGUUAUCAAGACACCUACAUGUGUUGCAUUGCUCCUUACAUAGGUUAUCAAGAUGCCUGGAUGGGUGGCAUUGCUCCUUAUAGAGGUUAUCAAGACACCUACAUGUGUUGCAUUUUGGGUGGCAUUGCUCCUUAUAGAGGUUAUCAAGAUACCUACAUGUGUGGCAUUGCUCCUUAAAGAGGUUAUCAAGACACCUACAUGUACGGCAUUGCUACUUAUAGAGGUUUUCAAGAUGCCUGGAUGUGUUGCAUUGCUCCUUAUAGAGGUUAUCAAUAUACCUACAUGUGUUGCAUUGCUCCUUAUAGAGGUUGUCAAGAUGCCUGGAUGGGUGGCAUUGCUCCUUAUAGAGGUUAUCAAGAUGUGUUGCAUUGCUCCUUAUAGAGGUUAUCAAGAUACCUACAUGUGUUGCAUUGCUCCUUAUAGAGGUUAUCAAGAUGCCUGGAUGUGUUGCAUUGCUCCUUAUAGAGGUUAUCAAGAUACCUACAUGUGUGGCAUUGCUUCUUAUAGAGGUUAUCAAGAUGCCUGGAUGUGUGGCAUUGCUUCUUAUAGAGGUUAUCAAGAUGCCUGGAUGUGUGGCAUUGCUCCUUAUAGAGGUUAUCAAGAUGUGUUGCAUUGCUCCUUAUAGAGGUUAUCAAGACACCUACAUGUGUGGCAUUGCUCCUUAUAGAGGUUAUCAAGACACCUACAUGUGUUGCAUUGCUCCUUAUAGAGGUUAUCAAGACACCUACAUGUGUGGCAUUGCUCCUUUUAGAGGUUAUCAAGAUACCUACAUGUGUGGCAUUGCUCCUUAUAGAGGUUGUCAAGAUGCCUGGAUGGGUGGCAUUGGUACUUAUAGAGGUUAUCAAGACACCUGGAUGUGUGGCAUUGCUUCUUAUAGAGGUUAUCAAGACACCUACAUGUGUGGCAUUGCUCCUUAUAGAGGUUAUCAAGACACCUGGAUCAGUGACAUUGCUCCUUAUAGAGGUUAUCAAGAUGCCUGGAUUAGUGGCAUUGCUCCUUAUAGAGGUUAUCAAGAUGCCUGGAUGAGUGGCAUUGCUCCUUAUAGAGGUUGUCAAGACACUUGGAUGAUUGGCAUUGCUGUGAUCAGUCCUCGGAAGUGAACUUUUACAAUGCUACUGUUUCUUGUUGUGAACCUUCUGGCAGAUAUUAAUCAUGAGAAACGAAGUGUGUCAGAAACUUGUCAUGAGGCAGUAGAUCGUUCGAGCCCUACCAUCAUAUAUUUAUGCAAUAAGCUAACACUGUCUGAGUCAUCACAGAGAUGGUCAACUAUACUGUCUUGUAUACCACCGUGUCUAGUAUCGAAGGGUCCGACCCGGAUGGAUGAUACUACCUACAGCACGACUAACUUACAGAUGGAUCUCUUAUUCAUGAAGUACUUCAAACCAGUGGAUGAGCUUUUGUCUUCAUUAACUGUUGUACACCAGACGACUGUACCAUUACCUCAGGUGUGCUGUCCAGCCUUCUGUCUACUGUGCAAUGUACAUACUCUGUAUACAGGCUUGCUUGUGUGUGAUAUGGUCACUCUGUAUACAGGCUUGGUGGUGUGUGAUAUAGUCAAAUCUUAAACAAAGUCUUAAUUAUAUAUUUCCAUCAAGGUAGUCAGUUAUGCUUCAUUUUCUAUAAUCAAUACAAUACUUCUGAAUCUAUACUUAAAACUUGUUGCAGUUUACAUGAUUGAACAUGAUGUAAGGUGUGUGGGUUGCUAAUGGAUGGUAGUAAAGUUUGUUUCAGCUAAGAUUAGGGUAGUUAAUUUAUUAGGUUGAUUACCACUACCUUUUAGUUUCUUGUGUACAAUGUUAUUUGUGAACCUAUGCUAUGCUUGAUAUGAAGAGAUAUGACUGUUUGAUUGCCCUGUCUGGUAAUGAGGAUGCUUGAAGUAGUAGACACAUUGACAUUUUUUAUCACUGACAACAAUGGAACCACUCUGAAGAUGAAAGUGAGCUGUUUCCUACUUUCCGUUUGGUAGUGUUCAUCCAAGCAUUGUACAUCAAUUGAGUACCUAUUCAAAUUCAUGAUGAUUUCAAAACUGUUAUAUAAAAUUUGUUGCCAUGAAAAUAGUUCCCUUUCAGAUGACAAUCACCAUUUAAGUGCAGCAGAUGCAUCUUGGUUAAAAGAAACGUCAUUCCAACAUGACUUUGUCAGAACCUAUUGUAGCAGUUAUUCAGUGACAAACCAAAAAGGCUGUGGGGUCCUUGAAGUCUUCUUUAUUUGAAUCUAGGGACAGCCUAAAUAUUGAAAUGUUAACAUUAUAUGCGAUAAGGACCCCUUGACAUUCAUGGUUAAUUCCAAAUACUGUAAAUAAUAUUUUAAAAAAUUCUACUCCUAAUUGCCAUAUGUUUACAUUAUAUAUGAUAAGGACCCCUAAACAUUCAUGGUUAAUUCCAAAUACUGUAAAUAAUAGUUUCAAAAAUUCUACUCCUAAUUGCCAUAUGUUUACAUUAUAUAUGAUAAGGACCCCUUGACAUUCAUGGUUAAUUCCAAAUACUGUAAAUAUUAUUUUUAAAAAUUUUUUACUCCUAAUUGCCAUAUGUUAACAUUAUAUAUGAUAAGGACCCCCUGACAUUCAUGGUUAAUUCCAAAUACUGUAAAUAAUAGUUUCAAAAAUUCUACUGCUAAUUGCCAUAUGUUAACAUUAUAUAUGAUAAGGACCCCGAGACAUUCAUGGUUAAUUCCAAAUACUGUAAAUAUUAUUUUCAAAAAUUCUACUCCUAAUUGCCAUAUGUUAACAUUAUAUAUGAUAAGGAGCCCCUGACAUUCAUGCUUAAUUUCAAACUCUGUAUAUAAUAGUUUUAAAAAUUCUGCUCCCAAUUGCCAGCUAUAUGAGAGGGCUUUGUGUGACCUGCCUUGUUACGUGUUGAUUCCUGUAGAGCAGUGUCGCUGCACACAAAAUCCCCUGCUGUGUUUCCCGUUACUCUGCACUAUUUUUACCAGCGGAGGGUGACGUGGCUGUGGUGUGCACAUCUGUGAUAUAUGCUGUUUAUAGCUGUGUGUUGUGUCCGUGUCACACAGCAUCAGGUACAGCGCCACAGUUAACCCACGUGAUAUUAAGUCUUUAAAUAUUUCACUGAUGUGUUUAUUUCAGAGCACACAGUGAAUAAAUUGCCAAUUCAUGAUUUGACCAAGAAAGUCUAAAUUUUGAUUGAAAUUUCUUUAAUAUUAAAAUCAUUUACCGUAUUCGACGUAAUAAAUUCUGGAAAAAUAUAUCUGUCGUGUAUAACACGCAGACUUUUCUUUUGUAUUAUUUCAGGCUGUCAGCAGAAACCAUAAAAUUUACGAUCUUUCGACUCUU
Messenger RNA from Haliotis rufescens (red abalone), 10044 nucleotides. RefSeq names its product transforming acidic coiled-coil-containing protein 2-like. The record is from RefSeq and is a predicted model, not a curated record. Bases 203 to 3295 code for a protein of 1030 amino acids. The transcript has 18 exons. Gene Ontology annotation, biological process: mitotic spindle organization; cerebral cortex development; cell population proliferation. Lineage: Eukaryota; Metazoa; Mollusca; Gastropoda; Lepetellida; Haliotidae. Gene Ontology annotation, cellular component: cytoplasm.